ACCAACCCCUUGGCUCACAGAAUUGUAUAUCUCUUCUCAAGAUGAUACUUGGACACUUGUUUGCUCGUUAAUCGAGGAAAUUUCUCGUGGACGAGAAAUGACGAUAAUUUGAUCAAUUAUUGAAUAAUUUUGAACCUUCAAUCGCUAGUAAUUUGGUAAUUAUAAAAGACUGCAUAUACAUAGCAGAUGAUGUCUGCAGGUAUGCGAUGCUAGGACUACACUGAAACUUGUAAUCUUCUAUAUGACAAUGUCGGAUGCUCACAGAUCGCAACCUCAACUUGUUAUGGACAGCCAAGGUAGAGUCCUCACGCUGGAUACAAAUCAAAAUAGUCCAAUCUUAAGACUUCCAACUGUAGAAGAAACUCUCAGAAGACUUGGAAACAAUUUUCAUUCUGAUCAACCAACACUGGAUAUUAAUAAUGACAGUUUGGACACACAAGCCGGAGCUACAUCUCUCGAUGAGGACACAUCUCGAAAUACUUUGUCAAAUAUAACGGAUACUGAGUUAUCCGUAGACGUCGCCGAUGGAUCAUCUUCUCUUACUAUUACUACAGAAAGUGCACCAACGUUAAGUUUGGAUGACGAUAGAAAGUAUUGUUGGGUUUGCUUUGCAACUGACGAAGAUGACGCAACGGCCUCAUGGGUGAAACCAUGUCACUGCAGAGGAACUAGCAAAUGGGUUCAUCAAGGUUGCAUACAGCGCUGGGUCGACGUCAAACAAAAAGGAAGAGCUGGUGAGGACGUCUCAUGCCCACAAUGCAAUACGGAGUACAUAAUAAUCUACCCGGACAUGGGUCCUCUUGUUGUCAUCUUGGACACAAUGGACAGUGUCAUUUUUAGAGUUUGUCCAUUUAUAGCAGCGGGUAUUGUCGUCGGCUCAAUUUAUUGGACCGCAGUUACAUAUGGUGCUGUUACUGUAAUGCAAGUGGUCGGUCAUAAGGAUGGUUUAACGAUGAUGGAACAGGCUGACCCUCUUGUCUUGCUGGUCGGUUUGCCAACGAUCCCCAUUAUGUUGGUUCUUGGAAAAAUGCUCAGAUGGGAAGACCAGGCUUUGAGUUUACUCAGGAGACAUGCCUGCAAAGUUCCAAUUCUCAGGCAUUUUCUGCCGAGCAGCUACAUCGACGAUGAUAGAACACAAUCGUCGGAAGUUCCACCGAUGAGUGAUCCCGUAUCUGCGACCAGAGUUUUGUGUGGUGCACUUCUUUUGCCAACUAUUGCUAGUAUUUGUGGAAAAAUUUUUUUCGAAAGUGUUAAUUCAAAUUUCCAGCGAACUUUGUUGGGUGGAAUGGCUUUCAUAACAAUAAAAGGGGCAUUUAAGAUCUACCAUAAACAACAACAGUAUGUCCGCCAAUGUCAGAGACGAAUUAUGGAUUAUACAGACAGUAAUAUUGCGUUGUAUCGAAGCCAUCAAAAUGGUGAAAGUGUAAUCAGAUAAAUUUUGAGAAUCGGUAAACACAAUUAUACCAUAUGCAAACACAAAUUUUGAGAAAUUCAACAUCCGGAAGUUUGUGUAAGGACCUGACGUGAAAAAAAAAAAAAAUAGAAUUUCAGGUUAAGGUACGCACGUGACACAAGAGUACAUGGUCAUACCAUCGGCCUAGUUGAUUAGAAUUAUACAAUCAUAUAUCAGAAAUGUAACAACUGCGGUCACAAAAGGAGAACAUGGAAUCGAUUUUGGUCGUUCAUGUCAAUUUCAAGAUCUUCCUUUUUUUCCUUCACUUAUUGCUAGUUACGGAAUGAGUGAAUAAGCAUUCGAUCCACUCAUUAGCGUAUACCCAUAGAUUGUCUUUAACCAUCUUACUUCAAAUAUUUCGAUCUAAAAUUGAAUAUUAGAGUAGAGGAUCUGCAAUUGCGAGAAGUGGCCCUUGAACGCGGAAAAUUACCUACUGGAAAUCAUCUGAAAACAAACUGAAAAUCACCAACAUUGUCCGUUACCGUAAUAAACACGCAAUGCAUCUAAAUCGUCAGUUUGACAAGCGCAAUUUGAUAGAACUCAAUUUUUGUUACGAAACCAUCAAUUAAUGAGAAUUGAAUUUUGUUAUCAUUUUUUUUUUUUACCGAUGAUUAAGGUUCCAAAGUUUUAGGAAAGGUUUGGCAUAUAUUGGAUAUAUUUUGUAAACGAAUUUUAUUUUAUCAAAACACUCGAUUUGGUGACCGUGUAGAUAAGACAUAAAAUAAAUAUUUCAUCAAAAUACA
Athalia rosae (coleseed sawfly) is the source of this 2196-nucleotide messenger RNA. Its product is annotated as E3 ubiquitin-protein ligase MARCHF5-like. Lineage: Eukaryota; Metazoa; Arthropoda; Insecta; Hymenoptera; Athaliidae. Bases 242 to 1435 code for a protein of 397 amino acids. The transcript has 7 exons. The record is from RefSeq and is a predicted model, not a curated record. Gene Ontology annotation, molecular function: zinc ion binding.